Molecule: messenger RNA, 2078 nt
Organism: Cryptomeria japonica (Japanese cedar)
Lineage: Eukaryota; Viridiplantae; Streptophyta; Pinopsida; Cupressales; Cupressaceae
Product: probable plastidic glucose transporter 1
Exons: 12
Coding region: 227-1891 (554 amino acids)
Biological process (GO): monosaccharide transmembrane transport
Cellular component (GO): membrane
Molecular function (GO): hexose transmembrane transporter activity
Source: RefSeq, a predicted model, not a curated record
CGACAUAACAUUACCUAAUAAUUUCUUUUAAUCCCCGAGGACAAGGGAAAAAUGGUUCUAGUGCAACGGAUAGAUAUCAGACAAAAUAGAUUUCGUAGGAAAGCGAUUCCCCGAUUUGGAUCAGCCGUCUUGAAAGUGAAUUCUUAUCCAAAACAAUGCCAACAUACUGAUCAGGCGACUUCUUAAUGAACGUUCUUCUGGAAGGUGAAAUUAAUCCAUCUUCAACAUGCAUUCGGCUGUGAUUAUCCCAAAUUUUGCAAGUAGAUCAAAUGUGUAUACAAGGGGACAUGGUGGUCAAAAUUACCGCAUUCCUGUCAUUUGGAAGAAAGAUUCACAUGGUUUUGUUAAGUGGGUACCCUCGUUUACUGAUUUCCUUUCAACUAGAAAAAAACCCAACUGCAGAGUUCGUCGCGUAGAGAAUGAAAAAGUUAACCCAAUUCAAGGAAAGCGAAAAGAAGCAGAUGGUGUAAGUAGCAAUCAUUGCAGUGACAACAUAGAUAAGGAAGCUUUAAAUAUUAGCACAAGCUUUGAUUGGGAGUGGCUUCCAGCAUUUCCACACGUGCUCAUGGCAUCUGUUUCCAAUGUUUUGUUUGGAUAUCACAUCGGGGUAAUGAAUGGCCCGAUCAUAUCUAUUGCACAUGAACUAGGAUUUGAAGGAAAUCAACUUAUGGAGGGGCUUGUAGUAAGCAUAUUUGUAGUUGCUGCUUUUUUUGGUAGCUUUGGUACUACUGUACUUGCAGAUAAGAUAGGUCGUCAGCGUACCUUGCAAUUGGAUGCAAUUCCUUUGAUAUUUGGAGCCCUUGUAAGUGCAGAGGCGAACUCAUUGAAUGAAAUGAUUUUGGGAAGAUUUCUGGUGGGAUUGGGCAUUGGAGCAAACACUGUCUUGGUGCCUAUUUACAUCUCAGAGGUAUCUCCAACAAAGUAUAGAGGUUCAUUGGGAACUAUAUCUCAACUUGGAACAUGUGUUGGACUGAUAGUAGCAUUAGCAUUAGGAGUACCUUGUGAAUCAGAUUCUCAUUGGUGGAGGGCAAUGUUUCGUAUUGCAAGUGUGAUAGGGUGCUUACUGAUAAUUGGCAUGCAAUUUGUAGCUGAAAGUCCUCGCUGGCUUGGUAAAGUUGGAAGAUGGGAAGAAGCCAAAAUAGUCAUUUCCCAGCUCUGGGGAAGUUCUCAAGUUGAGAGUGCUAUAAAAGAGUUAAAAGAUGCAAACAACUUGGACAGAAGUUAUGAAGAGAGUAAUUGGUCAGAUCUACUCACAAAAAGGCACUAUAAAGCUCCUGCUAUAGGGGGCACCCUUUUUUUCCUUCAACAAUUCGCUGGUAUCAAUGGUGUUCUUUACUUUUCAUCCUUGACAUUUGCUGAUGUGGGCAUCAGUAACAAUACAGUUGCUAGUAUUGCACUUGGAAUUGCCAAUUUUGCGGGGGCCAUUAUUGCUCUUUACUUGAUGGAUAAACAAGGGAGGCGUAAUCUCCUUAUGGGAAGUUAUAUAGGAAUGGCAAGUUCUAUGUUCUUGCUAAUUAUUCCAUUUGGUGUACCACUCAAUGAACAGACAAGUCAUUUUCUUUCGAUUUUUGGAACUCUCAUGUAUGUCUUCACGUUUGCCAUUGGUGCUGGACCAAUAACUGGUCUUAUCAUACCAGAGUUGAGUAGCACUCGAACACGUGCAAAGACCAUGGCAUUUAGUUUGUGUGUUCAUUGGGUUUUCAAUUUUGUUGUGGGAUUGCUCUUUCUUGAUACGGUGGAAAAGUUUGGGCUAACGGCUGUCUAUUCAAGCUUUGGCAUAGUCUCCUUGUUGGCGGUGGCAUUUACUUACUAUUAUGUAAGUGAAACUAAAGGCCGCAGUCUGGAGGAGAUAGAGUUUCUGUUGAACCCUGAAUUGGAGCGGAGGGACUAGGAUAAUUAGUUUGUAGGGGAUAAAGCAACCUAAAAUCUGGUUGGCCAAGGAUUUAUGUUGUCAUGUCUGGUGUAUCGAAUAUGAACAUUUCAGAGUGCUUCAAGUUUUGUACAGGUUAUCUUGAAAUUUUGAUUAUGCUGGAUUGUAAUUCCAAUUAACAAAAAAUAUAUAAACGUUCCUUGCUGAA